Messenger RNA from Diaporthe citri, 2079 nucleotides. RefSeq lists its product as uncharacterized. The transcript has a single exon. The record is from RefSeq and is a predicted model, not a curated record. The coding region runs from base 1 to 2079 and encodes 692 amino acids. NCBI's taxonomy places the organism in Eukaryota, Fungi, Ascomycota, Sordariomycetes, Diaporthales, Diaporthaceae. Gene Ontology annotation, molecular function: zinc ion binding; protein binding.
AUGAUUUCCACCACAAAUCGCCAAGGGCCUGGACGUUCAGACCGGCAAGCCACCAGGGCUGCUGAUACGGCUCGUGUUGUGCCCAAACCCGUUCCAAAGGCCCAGUCUGAGGACCCGAGGACAUACCAGAUCAAACAGCUGCACAAGCGCUACUCGCCCAAGGAGUCGACCGUGGAAAAUGGCGCCGCAACCUCUCUGCUCUUUGACCUGCUGCCUUCAGACCCUGACUUCCCCUUUGAGCUGGACCACCUAAAGUGCCAACUCCGAAUUCCCAAAAACUACCCCAAGGACUCGUCUCCUCCCACGCUGGCCAUCCUGAAUAAGGACAUUCCGCGUGGGUUCGCCAUUAAUGUCGAGAAGGGAUGGGACGAGCUGGUGCAGGAGAGGGGCGAGUCUACCCUUUUGGCCCUGGUGAAUGCACUUGACAGGAAUCUUGAGGAGUUCUUGUCCAGGAAGCAGGUCGACACUGUCAAGUUGACCAUGUUUAAGGACACGAGGCAUUUGGAAGAAGCAGUUUCGGGCGCUCAAGAUUCGUUACCGGAGAAGGCGGCCGCCCAUGUUCCCAAGCCCGCCGAGAAACCAGUUGUGCGCGCGCCAUAUGUCCCAGAGGAGACUUUCACCAAGGACCAAAAGGCCGAGGCCAAGGCAAGGAGGGCACAGGAGACCAGACAGAUCGAAACUCGAAUGGGACGUCUUCCCCACUACAAGCGAUCGAGCGACGGCAUCGUCUAUACGCUGCCUCUCGAACCAAAACGCAGAUCUGAGCUGCCUGCUGGCUUGCGAGGCGUCAAUUCAUUUCAGCUCAUCGUCCCAGUCCUUUACCCUCUGCAGCCACUCCGCAUUCUGCUUAACGAUGUCGAGUCUGAGGAUGCCGAGGAGGUUGAGGAGCUUUUUACGGAGAAGGCCAGAGAGAAGGCUGAAAUGACACUGAUGAGCCACAUGAACUACCUGACACAGAACAUUCAUGUGCUGGUCAAGCAGGCUCUGGCAAGGAAGAAGGACACUGCACCAGCUGCACAGGUCCCUGAAAAGGCCAUAAAUGCAGGUUUUACUGUCGAGGAGGCUGCCAAGACUUCGACUGUCGUCGAAAACAAGGGCAAUUUCCAGGUGAUUCCUCGACCGCCGGAGUGGGACUACCAAGACGAAGAAAAGGGUAGCGGCGAGGAAUCGUAUGAGUCUACUACCUCAGAGGAUGAAGACGGCGGCGUAGCUGUGACCACUCAGCCCGGCGCCUCCCCUAUUCCAACACAGACGGUCGAGCGAGGCACGUCGAUAUCCUUCCCAUCCGUCGAGCUCCUCGGUAUCGAGCUAUUCCAGAUUUCCAUCCUCGCCCUCAGCGUCAAGUGCCAGCGUUGCAAGACUAUCGACGAGAUUGGCGGGCUGAAACCAAACACACCAAAGACCACCGAUUCCUGUCGCAAAUGUGGCACCUCGUUCUCACUGACCUUCCGGCCCGAGCUCGUACACGCGUACUCGACAAGGGCCGGGUUCAUCGACGCCACAGGCUGCACCGUCGCAGACAUGCUUCCGUCGACCUUCGUGCCCACUUGUGCUAAGUGCUCAACGCCCACGGCGCAAGGCCUGGUCGCAGUCCGCGGCGACACCACGACCAACGUGUGCCGAGAAUGCCACGCGCGCUUCACCUUCAAGAUCCCAGAGGUGAAGUUUCUAGUCUAUUCAGCUGCCUCCAGCGUACUCCCGCCGACAUCGGGCCCUCGCCGCCGGGACGAGAAACUCGGCCUCCACGCCGGCGAGCCUCUCCCCAACAAGGGCAUCUGCAAGCACUACAGGAGAAGUUACCGGUGGUUCAGGUUCAGCUGCUGCCAGAAGGUCCACUCGUGCGACAAGUGCCACGACGAGACCGAAGACCACCCGAACGAGUGGGCGAACCGCAUGAUAUGCGGGUACUGCUCGCGGGAGCAGAACUACACCCCCGGCAGCUGCACCUUCUGCGGGAGGAACCUGGUCUCGAAGGUGCGCACGGGCUUCUGGGAGGGUGGCAAGGGGACGAGGGACAGGGUGUUUAUGAGUCGGAAGGACCCGAGGAAGAAGAGACGGCCUCAUGUUAAGAAGGACUGA